Messenger RNA from Calidris pugnax (ruff), 5415 nucleotides. It is a transcript of the gene AHCTF1, whose product is annotated as AT-hook containing transcription factor 1. The annotation marks the transcript as partial. The transcript has 32 exons. The record is from RefSeq and is a predicted model, not a curated record. NCBI's taxonomy places the organism in Eukaryota, Metazoa, Chordata, Aves, Charadriiformes, Scolopacidae.
CUAUUUCUGCAAUUAUUUCUUUAUUUACAGUAAAGAAUGCGAGACCUAACGGCCCAGGUAACGAGCAGUCUGCUGCAGUUUCCAGAGGUGACUCUUCAGGCACUUGGGGAAGAUGAGAUAACCCUCGAUUCUGUGCUGUGUGGGAAGUUUUCUGGAGGGAGAAAUGGCCUGGCGUGGUUGGCAUGUGGUCCUCAACUUGAGGUAGUGAACUCUGUGACAGGAGAGCGUCUCUCUGCGUACCGCUUCAGUGGAGUAAAUGGACAGCCUCCCACUGUGCGUGUGGUAAAGGAGUUUUCCUGGCAGAAGAGAACCGGGCUGCUGGUUGGGUUGGAAGAAGCAGAGGGAAGUGUUCUCUGUCUGUACGACCUUGGAGUAUCAAGAGUGGUUAAAGCAGUUGUUCUUCCCGGAAGGGUAACUGCUAUAGAACCCAUAGCGAAUCACGGAGGAGCCAGCGUGAGAACUCAGCACCUCCAUCAGAGCCUGCGAUGGCUCUUUGGAGUGGCAGUAGUGGCUACAGAUGUUGGCCAUCUGCUUCUGGUUGACCUUUGUUUGGAUGAUUUAUCUUGCAGUCAGAAUGAAAUCGAAGCAUCAGAUCUAGAAGUUGUCACUAGAAACCCUGCUGAAGUUUCACUAAGAAGAGAAAGUGUGACCAGAGAAGGGAGACAUCUCUGUUUUCAAUUACAAACUCCUUCCGGAACAGCAGUGUCAACGCUGAGCUACAUAAGCAGAAGCAAUCAGCUCGUCGUGGGUUUCUCAGAUGGCUACCUGUCUCUAUGGAAUAUGAAAACUUUGAAGAGAGAGCACCACUCUCAGCUUGAAGGAGGAGGGAUUCCUGUCUAUGCUGUCACUUUUCAAGAGCCUGAGAAUGAUCUUCGCAAUUGUUGCUACUUGUGGGCUGUUCAGUCUACACAGGAAAGCGAAGGUGACGUGGUGAGUUUACACCUGUUGCAGUUAGCAUUUGGUGACAGAAAGCGCGUGGCAUCAGGACAAGUCAUGUAUGAGGGCUUGGAAUACUGUGAUGAAAGGUACAGUUUAGAUCUCACGGGUGGAGUCUUUCCCUUGAGAGGCCAGACCAGGAAUACUAAAUUAAUCAGCUGCCAGACUGUAGAAAAAUUUCGCAACCAUGUUGACAGAGAGGAUAGCAUAAAUGAAGUAAUAUCUCCUGAAACCAGCGUCUCAAUCUUCAGUUGGCAAGUGAAUACAUAUGGUCAGGAAACACCGUCUACUUAUUUGGGUGUCUUUGACAUCAAUCGCUGGUAUCAUGCUCAAAUGCCAGAUUCACUCAGGCCGGAAGAAUUCCUUCAUGACUGCCCCUAUUUUGCAUUGUGGUCACUGGAUACUGUAAUAAGCAUGACUUCUCCAAAGCUCCUUUUGGAUAUUCUGGUACAUGAGCGGAGUCUAAGUCGGGGAGUUCCUCCUUCUUACCCACCACCUGAGCAGUUUUUUAAUCCAAGCACCUAUAAUUUUGGUGGCACGUGCUUGCUGAACGCCGGAGUUGUUCACAUGACUUGCACCGGACUCCAGAAGGAGACAUUGAAUUUUUUGAAGAAAUCUGGUCCUUUAAUAUGUGAAGCCAUUCCUGAUAGCUAUAGUAGGUGUCUUGUAGCUGGCUUGCUGUCUCCAAGACUAGUUGAUGUCCAGCCAUCCAGUUUGAGUCAGGAGGAGCAGUUGGAAGCGGUACUGUCAGCUGCUGUUCAGACAGGUUCUCUGGAAGUUCUGACUGGAUGCAUUAAACAUUGGACAUCUGAAGAGCAGCCAAGUUCUGCUGCUAGUUUACGGUUUGUUCUUGAGUGGACAUGGAACAAAGUGAUCUCCACAAAAGAUGAAUUUGACCAAAUAUGUGUUCCGCUGUUUGAUGGCUCCUGCAACUUCAUUGACCCACAGACCUUACAGUCUCUUCAGCGCUGCCAGUUGCUUUUGAGCAACCUUAGCACAGUCUUAAACUGUUUUCUAAUAGAAGCACAAGAGCUUACUCAAAAAGGUUUUGCAGAACUGACAAAUAAGCGAGUGGUAACUAGCCUCAUUUCUCUGUAUGUGCAAGUGGUCAUCUGGUUCUGUCGAUCCGGUCUCCUUCCAGAGGGUUCAGAUGACGAUAUGCAUUUGUCUAGACCUUUCUACAAUUAUCCUCUGAUUCAAAGCUACUAUACUGGUCACCGACAGAAACUUGAGCGUUUAUCAAGAGGAAAAUGGGAUUCUGACUGCUUGAUGGUUGAUGGAAUGGUUUCCCAGUUAGGGGACCAAGCUGAGAAGUUGUGGCGGAGAGAUGAAGGAGGAACUGGGAAAUAUCCACCUGCAAGUUUGCACGCACUGCUGGAUCUCUAUUUGCUAGAAAGCAUUGAAGAAAACCACAAACAUGCAAUUACAAUUUACUUGCUGCUAGAUAUCAUGCAUUCCUGUCUGAAUAAAACAGAAACUUCAAUCGACUCCUUCCCAACUGCCUUUGCUAUCCCUUGGGGUCUUGUUAAGCUUGUCCAAGGUUUUUGGCUUCUAGAUCACAAUGAUUACGAAAAUUCACUGGCCCUGCUCUUUCAUCCAGCUACAAUCAAAACUGUGUCUUGGCAACAUAAGAGAAUUAUUCAAUCCCUCAUGUGCCAAGGAGAGCACAGGCAAGCCCUCAGAUACCUACAAAUGACGAAGCCAUCGGUGUCAAGCAGGAGUGAAGUGCAGCUUUUCCUCACUGUGUUGCUGUCCAACAGGUGCAUGGUGGAGGCUUGGGGUCUGUUGCAUCAACGUGCCACUAAGUUAAACAUAGAAGAGCUGUUAAAACACAUGUAUGAGACCUGUCAGGAGAUGGGACUGAUGGAAGACUUGCUGAAGCUGCCUUUCACAGACACUGAGCAAGACUGUUUGGAGAAGUUUUUAAGGACCAGCGCUAGUGUUCAGAAUCAAGAAUUCCUUUUAGUCCACCAUCUGCAGCGUGCCAACUACAUUCCAGCACUAGAGCUGAAUCAGUCAAUUAACGUUAAUCUUAUGAAUGAUCGUGAUCCUCGGUUGAGAGAGAGAGCUGUUGCCAGAAAUUCUAUAUUAGACCAAUAUGGCAAGAUCCUUCCCCGAGUUCAAAGGAAGCUGGCUGCAGAGAAAGCCAAGCCUUACCAUUUGCCUUCAUCGUGCUUAAGAGAAGUCUCAAGACCAAAGCCAUUAUCAACAGUAGCAAAACCAGCUAAUGCAGGAAAUGUGCAUACAAGAGCAACUUUUAUCAGUAAUGUAUUGACCAAAACUGGAGAAGUCUGGGCAGGAAAUGAGCAGAAAACCAGAUUGUCACAAGGUCAUAGUUCUAGACCUCGAGCUGCAGAACCCCCGGCCACAACACACCCUCUCCCUGGCGAAGAGAUGCACAAUGCAUUUGUUGGGACACCCGUCACAAAAUCUUCACCAAAAUGUUCCAGAUUGCUGGAUUUAGUGGUUCGUCCAGUUCCUUCAUGUACUCCAGCACAGGGUGGUAGCUGGCAGUCACCAUGCAGAGCUUCCACUUCAUUUAUGGCACCUAGCCCAUUGAAAUCAAAUAUGCAUGGUUCCAUCUCAGAAAAGAAUUUUUCAGGAGCAUCAGAACUGAAUUUACUCCAGACUCCUCUUGUGGUUAAGAGAGCUCAAGUUUUGGCCACAUCUGCUUCUGGUGUUCCUCGGUUUACUCCUCAAUCUAUUCUCAGAUCCAGCCUUCGCACCACACCCCUAGCAACUCCCUCCGCCUCUCCCGGACGAUCCGUCACUCCUCCUUUACGACCAAAGGAACCUGGAAUAUCUUCCAGGGAGGAGAACUCAAACACAACAUGGACUGCUGGGGUGACAGAAAAUGAUAGAGCACUGUCUGGACCUUCACCUGAGGAUCAUCAUCAUGAUGAUGGAGUGGUGGAGGAUGCUUGGUCUGGAAGCAGAAGGAAAACAACUCUGUUUACUCUGAGCAAUCCUGAGGAUGAUCAUGCUGAACUGGAAGAGUCUUCAGAAAGCACACCUGGAGAUGGUUUGGAGAAAAUGGAGGUCAGCAAAGAAAAUAGUAACAUCUCUGCCAGGUCAGACCAAACUACUUUGGAGUAUCACGACGCAAAAUCCCUCAGCGAUUUUGAAGAUGAUGUCAUCUUUAUAGCUGCUAAACCAGCCCAUUCUGCCACUGACGCAACUGCCAGUUUUCAAGAAUCAGAGAAGGAAAGAGGCAGUGAAAUGGUUGAAGACAAACCUUUCCAGACGGAACAACCCGAUUCAUCAGAACUAAGAAAAAAACCUGGGUUUGUGGAAGAAUCAAAGGCUGAAUGUCUUGCCCUUCCUGAGGCUGGUAAAUUGGUGUUCAAAGGCACUGAGGCUGCUCCUUUUGGGACUGCAAGUGAAGGUGAAACAAGCCACCAGGAGUCCAAACUGUCCUCUUCAUCAGAAGAAAAAGUCAUUCCAGUUGCACCAAAUCCACAGCUCUCUGCGUUCCCGGCAAGAGACAGUGAAUCUGUGAUAAGAAUCCCUGACAGUGAGGACACAGUCAGUACUCAUUCAGAAAAUCGCCUCGAGGGGAAGUGUGUGGAUUUACCUAAAGAACGUAAACAUGAAGCAGCUGCAGUUGAAGAAAAUGUUCCUUUUCGGCAGGAAGAAAUACCUGUUUCUAACAACCUUGCUAAAACUGAGGAAAUGAAUGUGAUUGAAGAUAGUGCGGGUAAGGCACCAGCCUCCAAAGAAGCACCGGAAACAUCACCAUACAGUGAACAACUACAUCCCUUGGGCAAUCUUCAAUACAGAUAUGAUGCUAUAGAGCAACAGUUUGCAUGUGAUUUGCCUGAUGAUAAAGACGAUGAAUGUGAUGCAGCUGAGGCAGACGGAGAGCUUUUUCUAUCUCAGAGUAAUUUUACUUUAGUCUUGGAAGGAGAAGAAGGUGAAGGGGAGAUGGGAGAUCCUACAUCAGUAGAUGCUUCUAAACCGACUGGCACAACAACAGAGGGAAAACCUGUGAACAGUGUAGGAAAUCAUCCUGAAACCCAAGAACAGGUUACAAACUCAGUGUCCACUGUAACUAAUGAUCAGGAAUCUCAGAAUACUGCAGAGUUGCUCCCGUAUGUGCCUGAACCCAUUAAGGUGGCUGUUGCUGAGAACUUACUGGACGUAAUCAAAGACACAAGAAGUAAAGAAUUUACGUCCGAAGCUGUAGAGCAAUCUCUUCACGAAACCAUAGGUAAAAAGGGAGCUAGAUUCCAGAAGGCCAAAGCGGCUUUAACGACCGUGCCCGAAGAAGUGGAAGAUGAAACCAGUCUCCAUCAAGAGGAGUACGUCAGCACUCCUAGAACACGCACGAGGGGACAGCUGAGUAGAAGUCUAAGCAUUCCAUCUGCAGGUCCUCAGCAACUUCUGCGGGCAGACAAGCCGUUUCUGCUUGGACUGUCUCCUCGGAGAAGUACCAGGCGAACAGAAGAAGCGUCUGAGACUUGAAGUGUCGUAGCGGAA